Peromyscus californicus insignis is the source of this 11177-nucleotide messenger RNA. It is a transcript of the gene Sptbn5, whose product is annotated as spectrin beta, non-erythrocytic 5. NCBI's taxonomy places the organism in Eukaryota, Metazoa, Chordata, Mammalia, Rodentia, Cricetidae. The transcript has 64 exons. Gene Ontology annotation, biological process: actin cytoskeleton organization. Gene Ontology annotation, molecular function: actin filament binding. Gene Ontology annotation, cellular component: cell junction; plasma membrane; cortical actin cytoskeleton. Bases 55 to 10920 code for a protein of 3621 amino acids. The record is from RefSeq and is a predicted model, not a curated record.
CCUGAGGAGGAGACCCAGGCCCGCAGCUCAGCCCUGCUGAGUCCAAGUUUGGCAAUGGACUCUGAGUAUGAGAUUGGCCAUGUCCGCAAGCUCCAGGCUCAGCAUGCACAGAUGCAGGAGAAGACCUUUACCAAAUGGAUCAACAACAUCUUCCGACUGGGCCGGGUGGGCAUCAGGAUCCAGAAUCUGUACACAGAGCUUGCUGACGGUGCCCACCUACUGCGGCUGUUGGAGCUUAUCUCUGGGGAGGCCCUGCCAACGCCCAGCCCAGGCCGCCUACGUGUGCACUUCCUUGAGAACAGCAGCCAUGCACUGGCCUUCCUCAGGGCCAAGGUACCCAUACCCUUCAUCGGGCCAGAGAACAUUGUGGAUGGAGACCAGUCACUCAUCCUGGGACUCCUCUGGGUCAUCAUUCUGCGUUUCCAGAUUUCUCACAUCUCCUUGGACAGGGAGGAGUUCGGGGCCGGUGCAGCUUGGCUGUCUGCUAAGGAAGCCCUGCUGGUGUGGUGCCAGCGCAAGACGGUCAGCUACCCCGAUGUGAACAUCACUGACUUCUCCCGCAGCUGGAGCGAUGGGCUUGGCUUCAAUGCCCUCCUCCACGCUCACAGGCCAGACCUGCUGGAUUAUGGCUCACUGAGUCUGGAUCAUCCUCUGCACAACCUCUCCUCUGCCUUCCGAGUGGCUGAGCAGGAGCUAGGCAUUGCUCAGCUGCUGGACCCUGAGGAUGUGGCAGCCCCGCACCCAGAUGAGCGCUCCAUCAUGACCUAUGUGUCCCUGUAUUACCACUACUUCUCCCAGCUGCACCAGGGCCAGACGGCCCAGAGGAGGCUGGCUAAGAUCCUGCUGCAGCUUCAGGAGACAGAGGCACUACAGGCUCAAUACGAGCAGCUGGUGGCUGACCUGCUCUACUGGAUUGGAGAGAAGCAGAUGCAGUUGGAGGCGCGGGACUUCCCAGACUCACUGCCUGCCAUGCGCCAACUCCUGGCAGCCUUUGCCUCCUUCCAUACCCAGGAAAAGCCACCUCAGCUGCAGCAGCGAGGAGCCAUAGAGGCUCUGCUCUUCCAGCUGCAGACAACACUCCGAGCCCAAAACCGAAGGCCGUUCCUACCUCGAGAGGGCCUGGGCCCUGCAGACCUGGCUCAGCGCUGGGCGGAACUAGAGAGGGCAGAGGCCUCCAGGAGCCAGGCCAUGCAGCACAGGCUGCUACAGCUAGAGCGACUGGACACUCUGGCCCACCGCUUCCGGUGCAAGGCAGCCCUCCGGGAAAGCUUUUUAAAUGAGUCAGAGCAGAUGCUAGACCAGGCCAGAGCCUCCCUCAUCGAGCCAACCACAGGGGAGGCAGCCACUCAGAGGCUGAGCAUGUUAGAGGCUAGCAUCCUGCCCCAGGAAGGGCGCUUCCAAGCCUUGGGCGAGAUUGCAGACAUCCUGCAGCAGGAACAGUAUCACAGCUGGGCAGAUGUGGCCCACAGGCAGAAGGAGAUUGCCCGGCGCUGGCAGAAGAUCCUGCAGUGUCUACAGGAGCACAGGAAACAGAUCGCAGGCUCACUGGCUGUGCUGAGCCUACUGGAGGAGGUGGAGGCUGCCACUGACCAGCUUGGGGAGCUGCAGGUGCUGGCCAGCUCCACAGCCUGUGGGCAACAGCCAGCAGAAGUAGUGUUACUGCUGCAGAGGCAUGACCUGCUGGAGGCCCAGGUCUCAGCCCACAGGACCCAAGUGAACCGUCUUGCCCAGCAGACAGCACAGCUGGACUCCUGCCAGGGCACCAGUGUGCAGAUACUUCAGACUAAAGCCCUGGCACUGGCCGAGCUUCACCAGAGCCUCGUGUCUCUUGUCAGAGCCCGACGCGGCCGACUGGAGCAGACUCUGCAGCUGGCACAGUUCCUGCACAGCUGUGAGGAGGAGGAGGCCUGGUUGAGGGAGCACAGACAGAUCAUGGAGAAGGCAGCCCUGGGCCGGGACCUCACUCAGAUCUCUACCGCUCUGCAGAAACACAAGGUUCUGGAAACCGAACUCUAUCGCCACCAGUCUGUGUGUGCAGAUCUCAUGCAGAGGGGACGCAACCUCAGUGUCAGAGGGCCCCCGACACAGCCAGAUCCUCUGGAAAGGGCAGAAGCUGUGCAGGGAACUUGGCAGUUGCUCUGGACUGGAGCCACAAGGAGGCGCGCCCGGCUGCAAAGUGCACUGUUGGUUGGCCAGGUAGAACGUGCGGGGCGGGGCGGGGCGCGGGCACCUGCUCUCUCUCAACUCUUCCCCACCUCCCCACAGUACUUUUCUGACUCAGCCGAGGCAGCUUCUUGGCUUCUCCUACGGCAGAAGCAACUGGAAAGCGCAUCCUGCGGGAAGGACCAGGCAGAGGCCGAGGCCCUGUUGCAGCGCCACCUGCUCCUGGAGCAAGACGUGCGCGCCUUCGGGGCGGAGCUGCGCGAGCUAGAGGGUCGGGCGCGGACUGCUGCAGCCCUGGUGUCACUCAAGGAGGACCCCCCAGAAGACCGGAAGAAGCUUGACAGGGACGCAGCUGGAGAACCUCGGGGUGGGACCCGAGUUUUAGCAGCAACAGGCAGCCAGUAUUCACACCAGCAGAUGCCCCUCUCCUCCAGAGAAGAGGCCCUGAAUACUUGGGAGCCGAAAGACUUGGGGAACAGCCAGGGCAGGGCACCCAUCAUCUGCAGCAUAGAGCAGAACCCCCAGGUGGAGUCUGCCCUGAGCCUUCUGGGGGAAGGCCCAAGGAUGACUCUCCAGAAUGAAUAUGACUUUGAUGUAGACUCCAGCACCAUACUCCAGGCACAGGCUCACUUGAGCCAGAACUAUGAGAACCUACAGGCCCUGGCAAAGCUUCACAGGGCCCGACUGGAGGAGACCGUAGCCCUGUUUAGCUUCUCCAGCUCCUGUAGGGAGCUCCAGUCCUGGCUGGAGGAGCAGACAGCCCAGUUCCAAACAUUGGAGCCCCAGGGUGACAACUUAGAGGUCACACAGCUCAAAUGUGAGAACUUUCUCAUGACCUUGGCCAUUGGAAAAGGCCAUUGGGCUGAGGUCAUCUGCACUGCUGAACAGCUGAAACAGAGAUGUCCAGGGCACACCUCGAAAAUCCAGGAACAGGAGGAAGACCUGAACCAGAGGUGGCAGCAGCUGGAGGCCCUGAAGGAAGAGAAAGGCCUGCAGCUGACGCACAGCACGGAGGUGUGCCAUCUUCUACAGGAGGCUGAACCCACACGAGCCCAGCUGCUAAAUGUGAUAGGCAGGCUGGAGGUUCUGGGGCCAGGAGGCUCUGAAGACAGCCAUCGUACCCUGCAGCAGAUUCAGCAGAAGGUCCUGGGACUGGAGAAGAGGAUCUCCUACCUCCAAAGAGCAUCCAUAGAGGUGAUGGAGUCAGGCCCCCUGGAGGGCCAGCUGCUUCAGGAGCAGGUGCUGAUGCUGCGGGCUCUGCUAACGCAAGUACAAGGGCAAGUGGCCCAGCAGGUCCAGGUCCAGACUGAGGCUCGGGGCCAGCGAGGCAUCUUCCAAGAGAGCCAGAAGUUGCUUCUGUGGGCGGAGGGCAUCCGGGCUCAACUGUGCAGCGAAGGGGAGCUGGAGGAUGUGGCCUCAGCCCGGGAGCUGCUAAGGAAGCAUGGAGGUCUACAGGAAGAGACCUGCCUGUGGCAAGAGAGGCUGCGGCAGCUAGAGACUCGGGGCCAGCUGGUGGCAGUCUCAGACUCCCCACAGUCCCAAGAGUUGGCCAGUGCCCUAAGGCUCCUCGGCCAGCAGGGCCAGCAGCUGAAGGCUGUGUGGAGGCAGAGGCAGCAGAAGCUUCGGGACAGGCUGGAGCUGCAGAGGUUUGGCCAGGAAGUGGAUAGUUUCAUUGACACCUGUGCCAGCCACGAGGCCUUCCUGCACCUGGACAAUCUGGGGGAGGACCUAAGAGAGGCCCAGAGCCUGCUGCAGCAGCACCAAGGUUUUGGGUGGCUCCGGAGCACCCUGGGAUCUCGGGCUGAGGCCCUGCGGGCCUGUGGUGAAAAGCUGCUUCUGAGCCAGCACCCGGCUGAGCACAAGAUCAGAGAGAUGCUGCACAGUGCCCAGACACAGUGGACCAGGGUCCAGGAGAGGAGUGAGCAGAGAAGGGAGCAGCUGCUGGCCUCCCUCCAAUUGCAAGAAUGGAAGCAGGCUGUGGCGGAGUUAAUGCUGUGGAUGCAGGAGAAGUGGCCCACGGUGGCCGAUGAACCCCCCCAAGCAUGCAGCAACAUUCUGAAGGAACUCAAGUGGCACGAAAUGACUAAGCGUGAGCUAUCAGCGACCCGCGGGUACAUGCAGGACCUACAGCAGGCUGGGAGAGAGCUGUUGCACGGCCACCCUCACGCACAGGAGGACAUACAGGCCAGACUCCAGGGCCUGAGUCACAAGUGGGAAGAGUUGGACCACAGGAUGGCAGAGCAAGGGGACAGGCUGCUGCAGACCAGACGGCAGGGGCAGCUCCUGGAGCUACUGCAGGAUGUCAGGGAGAUGCUGGAGCAUCUGGAGGGAGCCCUGCAGAGAGCAGAAACGGGACAGGACCUGUACUCCAGCCUGAGGCUGCAGAAACAGCACUGCCAACUAGAAGAUAAGAGCCAGGCGCUGGCCAGCAAGAUGGCUGCCCUCAUCUCUCAGACCCACAAUGCGUUCACUUCCCUGACCAUCCUGGAGGAGAGCCAGAAGUGUCACCAGAGGUUCAAGGCCCUGCAGAGCAGGCUGGCCACCCGGCGCAUGCAGCUGCAGGCCUCAGUUGAGCUGCACCAAUUCAACCGCCUUAGCAACCUGGAACUCACAUGGGUGGCUGAGCACAUGCCCGGUACCGGUCCCACCUGCCCCGCCCAUUGCUGGCGCGAUGUCCAGCGCCUUCAACGUAAGCACAAGGUGCUCCAGGCUGAGGUGAAAGCUCACGUGGGACACAUGCAUGGAGUACUAAGUUCUGGCCAGAGUCUAGCAGCCUCUGGGCACCCCCGUGCUCAGCACAUUGUGGAGCGGUGCCGGAAGUUAGAAGGCCGCUGGGCAGAACUGGAGCAGGCGUGUGAUGCGCGUGCCCGUUGCCUGCAGCAGGCCGUCACCGUCCAGCAGUACUUUCUGACUGUGUCAGAAAUAGAGACCUGGGUGGAGGAAAAGUGGCCUCUGGCGAGCAGUCAGGAAUAUGGCGGCAAUGAGACAGCUACCUUUGGGCUCCUUAGGAAACACCAGAUGCUGCAGCAGGAAUUAGCUCUUUAUUGGAGCUCUGUGGAGGAUCUUGAGCAGAGAUUCCAGACCCUCACUGGAUCGGAGGCCUCUGAGCAGCUGGGUAUGGUACGGGAGCGAUUGCAGGCACUACAGACGCUGGCAGAUGCACGGGGCCGGGAGCUGGACGGGACCCUGAAGCUACAUGAAUUCAUGAGAGAAGCCGAGGACCUGCAGAGCUGGCUGGCUAGCUGGAAGCAGGUGGCCAGAGGAGGGGACAACUUUGGAGAAGACCAUGAGCGUGUGCUGCAACUCUGCACUAAGUUUGCGGAGUUUCAGAACCAAAUUGAAACCGGUGCCCUGCGAGUAGAGACCUGCCAGCAGCUGGCAGAGAGCCUCCUGGAGUGUGGGCACAGUGCCGCACCCGAGGCCCACCAGCGGCAGCAGGAUCUACGGGCUGCUUGGUCUGAACUGUGGCAGCUGACCCGUGCCCAAAGCCGCCUGCUCCAUGAAACAGAAACCACCCUCCGAGUCCACAGAGACCUUCUAGAAGUCCUUACUCAGAUUCAGGAGAAAGCUACAAGCCUCCCUGAUGAUGUGGCCCAGGACCUGCAUGGGGUAGAGAACCAGCUGCAGAGACAUGAGAGGCUGGAACGUGAGCUGGCAGGCCUGGAGCAGCAGCUGCAGGAACUGUUGAAGGCUGGAAGCGGGGUACAGAAGCUGUGCCCAGGUCCUCGGGCCCUCGCCACUGUCCAGCAGAAGCAGCAAGCUGUGACACUAUCCUGGGAGGCCCUCCAGCUGCGUGUGGAGCAGCGCAGGGUCCAGUUGGAGCGAGCACACCUCCUGGUCCGCUUCCACACAGCGGUGAAGGACUACACCUCCUGGGUGGCCAGCAUGCAUCAGGAGCUGCAGAGGGAGGAGGGCUCCAGGGAACCCAGCAAUACCCUGCUCAGGCUCAGAGCCCACCAAUGGCUGCGGGCAGAACUGGAAGCCAGAGAAGAGCUGCAGCAGCGGGCCACUAAGCUGGGCCAGCAGGCACUUCUGGCUGCGGGGACACACACUAAGGAGGUCCAGGAUGCGCUUCAAGCCCUACAGGAGGAACGUGACCAGGUGUUCAAGGCCUGGGCACUCAAGCAAGAGAGGCUGCAGGCCAUGCUUCAAGAACAGCGCCUCCUCAGACAGUGUGAUCACCUGGCGACGAUCCUCACAGCCCAGGAGGCCUUCCUGAAAGCCAGUGGCCUGGGGAGCUCAGUGGAGGAAGUGGAGCAGUUGAUUUGCCAGCAUGUGAUCUUCCAGAAAGUGCUCGCUCUCCAGGACGAGAAGGAGGCAGCCCUGCGUGAGCAGUUGAAAACUACCCCGAGCCCUAAGGGGCAGCGCCUGGUUUACCGCGUGCUGGAGCAUCGGGCUCAAGUGAAGGAGCUGGCAGAGAGCCGGGGGCAGGCCCUGCACGCCUCCCUGAUGAUGGCCAACUUCACCACGGCCGCAGCUCAGGUUGAGGACUGGAUCCAGGAGCGGGUCCAACAACUGAGAGCCUGGAGCCCUCUUGGAAACCUAAAUGAUUAUCUGAAGCACCUGCAGAAACACAAGGCCUUCGAGGCUGAGGUCCAGGCCCACGAGGAGGUCAUGACCUCUGUUGCCAAGCAAGGUGAAGGGCUCCUCAGACAGAGCCGCCCUGGGACUGGAGAAGUCUCCCAGAAGCUGAAGGCCCUGUGGGAGCUCUGGGAGAAGCUGAAGCAGGCAGUGACCCUGCAGGGCCAGGCCCUGGAGGACCGACGCAGCUUCCUGGAGUUCCUGCAGAGAGUGGACCUAGCAGAGGCCUGGAUCCAGGAGAAGGAGAGGAUGGUGAACAGCUGCGACAUGGGCCUGGACCUUGAACACUGUCUACAGCUCUGCAGAGAGGCCCACAGGUUACAGGUCACAGUGGAUGACACCUACAUCGGGAGAAUCAAAAACUUGUCACCGCAGCUCAAGAACCCGAGCCCCGAGGAAUCUGAGACCGUCUGCCAGCGGCAAAACCAACUCAACAAUAGGCCAGUCUCAGACGGGGCGAGGGGGGCAGCCGUGGGGCUGGAAGAGGGCCUGGGUGCCACCUCGGGCUGCAGGGUUCACCCCCAUCCUCUGGUCAGGUGGAAGACUUUCCAUGGCAACCUGCUCCUGUAUCAGCAGCGGCUUGAAGCAGCCCUAGAGAUACACACGUUGUCCAGUGAACUGGAUGGCCUCACUGAGCAGAUCAGGGAAAAGGAAUCCCUGAUCCAGGCCCUGGAGAGCACAGAAGAUUUGGAGAAUGUACAGAGGCUACCAUGGAAACAGAAAAUGCUACAACAGGGAAUGGGCCUCAUCCAGACUCAGGUGGAGUCUCUCGAGGGUAAGGUUGGCCGCCUCUGCAAGAGAAGCCCUGAGGUUGCCCACAGCCUCAGUCAUAAGCAACAAGAAAUGAUGGACAGCUGGUGGAAGGUCUGGAGCAGGGUCCAGAACAGGAGGGAGUCACUGGAUGUGGGCCAUAAAGUUUGGAAACUCCAGAUGCUGCUGCGGGAUCUGCAGGACUGGGCACAGGGACUGAAGGCUGAGAUGGACACGCGGGGCAGCCCCUGCAGCCCCGAGAGAGCCCUGUACAUGCUGCAAGAGCACCAGGCAUACAAAGUCGAGCUGGACAUCCGAACAGACAGCCUUAGCCUGGCCCGAAGCAUGGGCCAGCAGCUGCUUGCAUCUGGAUGCCAACUGGCCUCUGCGAUUCAACAAUCCCUAGCCGCUGUGGAGCAGGAGUUGAGAAGCUUGGAGGAAUCAUGGCAGAGGCGGCAGCAGCAGCUACAGCAGGCCCUGGAGCAGCAGUCACUUCUGAGCUCUGUGGAAAAGGUGGAACACUGGUUCUUCAGCGAGGAGUCCUCUCUAGUUAGUGAGGGACUGGAGGAUCCCUUGGCCACUGUGGAGACCCUUCUGUCCAAGCACAAGAGGCGUGAGCAGCACCUGAAGGCAAGGGCUGAAGAGAUCAGUGCGCUGGAGGCCACAGCCCUCAGCCUGCACCAGAGUGGACACCCCGAGGCCCGCAGCAUCCUGGCCAGGUGCCAGGCCCUACUCCUGAGGAGAGAGGCACUCACAGAGCGAGCCAGGGCGCGCGGUUGCCAGCUGGAGGAGCUGCGGCAGCUUCGGACUUUCUUGCAGGAUUCCGAUGAGGUAGCUACAUGGCUGAGGGAGAAGAACCUGGAGGCUCUGGACAAGGGUCGGCAGGACCCAACCACGAUACAAACUCAGUUACAGAAGCAGCAGAAUUUCCAGGCCGUGCUGGAUGCCAGUGUUGCCCAGCAACAGGAGCUGCAGAAGGAGGGGCAGAGACUGCUACACGGAGGCCACCCGGCCUCUGAGACCAUCCGGGGGAGACUGCAAGAACUAGGAGGCCUCUGGACUGAGCUGCAGGCCAACUGCCAGAGGAAGAUGGCCGGACUCCAGGGGGCCCACAAGGCUCUGCAUCUGCAGAAGAUGCUGGAGAGACUGGAGAGCUGGCUAGAGUCCAUGGAAGGGGAGCUGAGAGCCCCUGUCAAAAGCCAGGACCUGCCUAGGGUGGGCGAGCUCCUGGGGGCGCAGGGGGAGCUGGAAGCAGCUGUCGAUAGUCAGACCAGGCAAGCGCAGGAGCUGUGGGGCCAAGCCCAAGCCUGCAUUCAGGAAGGCCACUGCCUCGCCAAAGGUGUGGAAGAGCGAGCCCAGCAGCUACUUCAGAGGUUCCAGAGCCUUCAGGAGCCGCUACAAGAGCGCAGGGCAGCCCUGGAAGCCCAGAGCCUACUCUUACAGUUCUUCAGGGAUGCUGAUGAGGAAAUGGCCUGGAUUCAGGAGAAGCUGCCCUCUGCCACAGCCCAGGACUAUGGCCAGAGCCUGAGCACUGUGCGGCACCUUCAGGAGAGACACCAGAAUUUGGAGAAUGAGAUCAGUAGUCACAGGGCCCUGAGCCAGGUGGUGAUGGGUACAGGCCACAAGCUUGUGCAGGCUGGACAUUUUGCCGCUGAAGAGGUGGCUUCCCGGGUGCAGCAGCUGGAGGAGGCUCUGGACCACCUGCAGACAGAGGCAGCACAGAGGAGGAGGAUGCUGCAGCAGGCCCUGGAAGCCCAGCAGGCUUUGAUGGAGCUCCUGGAGACAGGGUCCUGGCUAGCUGAACGGGGCCACGUUCUGGACAGUGAAGACCUGGGCCGGGAUGCUGAGGCCACACAGGUUCUUCUGCGGCGCCUGGAAGCCACCAUAAGAGACUUGGAGGGGUUUAGCAGUCGCAUUGAGCAGCUGCAGCAAACAGUGGCCCUUCUGGAGAGUGGGCAGAACCCGGGCAGUCCUAGGGUGCUGUCCCAGCUGCAGGCUGUGAGGGACGCCCAUGCACAGCUGUUGCAGAGAGCUGAGAGCAGGGGACAAGCACUGCGUGAGCAAUUGCACCUACACCAGCUGGAGCAAGAGGCCCGGCUCCUGGAUGCCUGGCUGACCACCAAGGUGGCUGCUGCUGAGUCCCAGGACUACAGACAGGACCCUGAAGGCAUCGAGGUGAUGGAAGACAUGUUUGGUGCUUUCGGCAGAGAAGUCCAGAGCCUGGGCCAGGCCAAGGUGCAGACCCUGAGGGAGCUGAUGGCCUCCCUGGAAAGAGGAGCACCCAGGUUCUACCCCCAAAUUCAAGCCCAGAAGUAUCGUGUCCAAGCCACUUGGGAGAGGCUGAACAAGGCAAUCGAAGUCCGUAGAGAGAACCUGGCUGCAGCCCGUGAGCUCCAGAGCUUCGAGCAGGCCGCCUCAGAGCUCCAAGGCUGGAUGCAGGAGAAGACCACCCUGCUAGAGGGAGAGUCCCAAGUCCACAGCCUGUCACCUACGCAGCUCCUGCAGCAGCACAGGUGCCUGCAGAGGGAACUGGCAGCUAUGGAAAAGGAGAUGGCAAGAAUACAGAUGGAGGCCCAUCGCCUGGGCCAGCAUGAUCCCGUGGCUCAGGAGGGUCUGGCCGAGUGGCUCACCAAGGUGCAGGUGGCCUGGGCCAACCUGGAGGCCAAGGUCCAGGGAUGGAGCCAGAAGCUGUCGCAGGCUACCCAGGGCCACACCUUUCUUGGGCGCUGUCGGGAACUGCUAGCAUGGUCUCAGGAGCUGGUUUCCUCAGAGGAGCUGGCUGGGGAUGUGGUGGACCAAGAAAUCCAGGAGUGCUGCCUUCAAGCCCAGAACACAUGGCAGGAAGGGCGGCAGCUGCUAGACGAUGGCCAUUUCAUGUCGCUGGAGGUGGGAGAGCGUCUGCAGGAGCUGGAAAGACAGCUGCAGGAGCUUCAGGCAGCAUGGGCCCUGCGCGGGCAACGCUUUGAGCAGAAUCAGGGCCUGCAGCAGCUGCGGCAGAGGCUGGAGCUGGCGGAGGCCUGGCUGGCCUCCCAGGAAGGCCUGCUGCUGGACCCCAGCUAUGGGCACUCAGUGACGGACGUGGGACGUCUGCUCUGCAGACACGAGGGCUUGGAAAAGCUACUGGCGGCCCAUGAGGAGACGUUCACCCAGCUUCAGACACUGACAGAGGUGAAGGGCACUCGUGUCACAGAGGGGUCUGUGGAACUGAAGCAGCAGCCCCCCACAGACGGGAGGCAGCCCAACACCAGCUCCUGGAACAGUAGCCAUGGGACCUUGGCAAGCAGAGCCCUGAGCCUGUUUUCAGAUAUGAGGAGGGCAGAAGUACCAGGUGGCACUGGGGAGCUGGCUUCCGUAGCCCCCAAUGUGCCUGAGUGUGACAGACUGGAGGGCAGGAAGCAUACUUUCUCCACAAGGUCUGAGCCUUGAAAUGAGUCCUGAGGCAACACCAAACCUCGGGCUACAAGUGAAGAUGCAUCCUGGGGAACCCCUCGGCUCCUGGCCCCAGGGCACCUUCCUGCGGCUGCUCAGGACCAGAGAACAGCUCCUGACAGGAUAAGCACGCUGUGUUGUUACCAGCUGGGCCCGAGAUGAGCCUGAACCUUUUAACUGGACCAUGGCCUCACCCCAAGGUCUCUGUUUGGACAAAGAUGGCAGUCUGUCCAUCUGGACAGGGCUGGAACUUC